This is a messenger RNA of Nycticebus coucang (slow loris), 525 nucleotides long. RefSeq names its product allograft inflammatory factor 1-like. Gene Ontology annotation, cellular component: ruffle membrane; actin filament. The transcript has a single exon. The record is from RefSeq and is a predicted model, not a curated record. The coding region runs from base 73 to 525 and encodes 150 amino acids. Gene Ontology annotation, molecular function: actin filament binding; calcium ion binding. NCBI's taxonomy places the organism in Eukaryota, Metazoa, Chordata, Mammalia, Primates, Lorisidae. Gene Ontology annotation, biological process: actin filament bundle assembly; ruffle assembly.
GACUGGUCACCUGUCCCUCCGCGUCACCCUCUUGCCAAGGCCGCGAGUCUCGAGCAGGAGUCAGUGCUCACCAUGUCGGUUGCGCUCAACAACAGGUUCCAAGGAGGAAAGGCGUUUGGCUUGCUCAAAGCCCAGCAGGAGAGGAGACUGGCCGAGAUCAACCAAGAGUUUCUCUGUAACCAGAAGUGCGGUGAUGAAGAGAACCUGCAGGAACAGCUCGCGGCCUUCAAAGAGAUGUACAUGGAGUUUGACCUGAACAACGAAGGCGAGAUUGACCUCAUGUCUUUAAAGAGAAUGAUGGAGAAGCUUGGCGUCCCCAAGACCCACCUGGAGAUGAAGAAGAUGAUCUCAGAGGUGACGGGUGUGGUCAACGACACCAUUUCCUACCGAGACUUUGUGAAGAUGAUGCUGACGAAACGGCCAGCCGUCCUCAAGCUAGUCAUGAUGUUUGAAGGAAAAACCAAGGAGAGCAGCCCCAAGUCAACGGGCCCCCCUCCAGAGAGAGACAUUGCUAGCCUACCCUGA